Messenger RNA from Theileria annulata, 1203 nucleotides. RefSeq lists its product as uncharacterized. The record is from RefSeq and is a predicted model, not a curated record. Bases 1 to 1203 code for a protein of 400 amino acids. NCBI's taxonomy places the organism in Eukaryota, Apicomplexa, Aconoidasida, Piroplasmida, Theileriidae. The transcript is spliced from 8 exons.
AUGAAAUACUUUCCAACCAUAUUCUAUGGUUUCUUAUUAUUUAUUAUCGCAUCAAAUGUUAAGGCCAAACCUUAUGAUUCAAUUUUGAGGUUUAUUCAAAGCCAUUCUGAUGAAGAUGAAGAUGACUAUGACAAAGAAGAAGAACAACAUGAAGAAGAUGAAGAACAUGAUGAGCAUGAAACGAAUUUUAAAGAUGAGGAAGAUCACCCUGAUGAUAAAGAAAAUGGAGAGAAACGAUCAUUGAAUGAUCAAGACAAUGUAGUUGCUUCAACUGAUAAACCUCUGGUAGAGGAACCUAAAAAGUCUCCUUCAUGGGUCGAUGAAGAGGAUUUAAUUUCUGAAUUCGAGUCGUCACAAUCAGAACGAGCUAAGGAGCUAUCAAUUAAAGCUCUUCAGAAAAGAAGAGCCGCAAAUUCUCUGAGAGUUUAUUGCGAAGGGAUUGAACAAGAGCUUGAAAAGGCCAAGAAAAAAACAAAUGGGAUGCAGAGGCUUGAUAAAUACAAACUAACUUCACAGCUCGAGUCAAACCUUGCAAGAGCAUAUUUAUUAUACAAGCAGGCAGAUUUACUUGAUCAAAAAGCACAAGAAGCAAAUAAAUCUCUGGAGUUAUUACACUCAAAUGAUAAAGAUAGUGUGAUUCUAAGAGACUGCAAUAUGUUAAAAAUCGGCCCACUGUCGUAUUCUUCCAGGGGAGAUAAUGUAAUUCACAAAACGAAGGAACCUCUAAUGGCCAAGUUAACUGGAAAUUCUCUAGUUCUAUACCAUAACAAAAUCCCCAAAUUGACUUAUUACAUUGUUGACCUAGAAAUGCCUACAAAACCUGUUGAAUCAGCUUCUAGAUGCUUUACCUUCGCAUACCGGGGUGCAGAUCAAGUGCUUUGUUCAGCAACUGAAGAAUCUGCACACACUUGGAUGAAUGCUAUAACAGAAGCUUGGUUUUGUAAGAAUCUGGGUAUUAAAGGAACUCUGAUCAGUUUGAAAAAUAUUAAACCAAAGAAAGAGGAACCCGUGCCAUUACUUAAACAUGCAGUUAAAGAGAAUAAAAACAAAGGUCUAAUUAAUAUGGAAGUGUACGUUGACGAUGAUAAAAAAACACACCUAUUGGUCGAAGGCAAAGAAAAACCAUUAUCAUCAAUUUCAGAUAUAAUUGAUGUCAACAGAAUAGUUAAAGAGAAAAAAGAAAAUAAGAACAAAAAGGAAUGA